GUGGUGGGAGGGAUCAUGGAUGCCCCGCCCCUUCAGCUGGACGGGGCGGAGCAGCGAGUCGUGACGCCAUCAGAGCGCGUCGGAGAAGGGACGAGACGCGUCUUGGAGAUGUUGGAAUCUAUAUUGGCUUCUGGCGGGCUGGUGCUGCUUCGGGACUCCGUGGAAUGGGAGGGGCGCAGUCUCUUGAAGGCGCUUAUCAAGAAAUCUGUACUGUGUGGGGAGCAAGUCCACAUCCUGGGCUGUGAAGUGAGCGAGGAAGAGUUUCGUGAAGGUUUUGACGUCAGUAUCAACAGCCAACUGGUUUACCAUGAUCUCUUCAGAGACCCUCUCAACUGGUCAAAGACUGGGGAAGCCCUUCCAGGGGGUGCCCUGGGAGCCUUGAAAGCCAUGUACAGAAGGCCAGAUCCUGGUCCUGUCAUCAUUGCUCUUGAUUCGCUUAGCUGGCUGCUGCUUCACCUUCCCUGCACCACACUCUGCCAGACCCUACAUACUCUGAGCCAUCAAGACACCUGCUCUGGUGACACCUCCCCAGUAGCGCGGGUGUGUGUGCUAGGCCUGCUCCAUGAAGAGCUUCACGGCCCAGGCCCCAUGGGAGCAUUGAGCAGCCUUGCUCAGACUGAGGUGACUCUGAGUGGUACAGCAAGCCAGACCUCGGCUCACAUCCUCUAUCGGAGGCCGCGACAGCGCCCAACACAUAAGAUUCAGUGGUUCUCCAUCUUGCCUGACUUCAGCGUGGAUCUCCAAGGGGGGCCCCCCCUAGAGUCCCAGCCCCACCCACAUCCUGACACACCCCUGGUUGAUCCCACGACUCAUUUGACCUUUAACCUUCACCUGUCCAAGAAAGAGAAAGAAGCCAAAGAUAGCCUGACCCUGCCCUUCCAGUUCAGCUCUGAAAAACAGCAGGCUCUACUGUGCCCUGGUUCAGGCCAGGCAACCAGCCACAUCUUCUAUGAGCCAGAUGCCUAUGAUGACCCGGACCAAGAGGACCCAGAUGAUGACCUAGAUAUUUGACUGGCCAUGAGAUUUGACCAGCCUGUAAUUGGAGGGGGAGUGUGUAGGCCUUGGGCCCAUAACCAUCCUUCCAUUAUUCCCUCUAGUCUUACCCUGUGCCUCCCCCACCUUUGUUCCGUGUGUCUAUGGAAGCCCUGCCCUAUGACCCAUGAGUCAGGGAGUAGAUCCAUUCAUGACAGAAAGUGGGGUGGGGGCAGAGGGGAAGAUGAGAGACUAGGAAACCCCUCCUCCAAGCCUAAUAAAGUCUUUUUUUAUUAUUAUUAAAAAAGAAACUCUGGUAGC
This is a messenger RNA of Rhinolophus ferrumequinum (greater horseshoe bat), 1293 nucleotides long. It is a transcript of the gene ELP5, whose product is annotated as elongator acetyltransferase complex subunit 5. The record is from RefSeq and is a predicted model, not a curated record. NCBI's taxonomy places the organism in Eukaryota, Metazoa, Chordata, Mammalia, Chiroptera, Rhinolophidae. The transcript has 8 exons. The coding region runs from base 16 to 1011 and encodes 331 amino acids. Gene Ontology annotation, molecular function: tRNA binding. Gene Ontology annotation, cellular component: elongator holoenzyme complex; cytosol; nucleus. Gene Ontology annotation, biological process: tRNA wobble uridine modification.